GGAUUUUGUGGCCAAUUAAAUUUCGGGUCAGCCGAAUAACAUGCCAUAAUCGAUAUCUCUUUUCCAACUACGGUGUCCAGGUCAUCCUUGCCGACGUUCUAUUGCAGUAUCGUGUUGUUAUUCCGAAGUGCAUUCGCUAACUCAAGGAGAAGCGGUCGCGUACGGUUGUCCGCUGUCAUUGAUCGGUUAUCUGCACUCGGCUAAAAUCCAAUCCCGCCAAAUUUGAUAUAUCCAAGGUCUAGAGGGGUUCAGCCGGUUUAUAAAUCCUACGUCUUCUUCCUUUCCCGCCCACCCUCAAAACCACUCCCGGUACUCCUCGCUCAGCAAGCUAACCAGCGACCACUGUUCAAUCGCACACAAUUCGCUAUCAUAGUCAAGUUUCGACGCGAUGUCCAAUAAUACCACGGGGGCUAGUCUGUCGAUUUCGUCUGCACGGGAGACGCUCCUUCGCCUUGCUGCUGCCGAGAUGAGGCAUGAGCUCGAUGGAAAUGAUAUGGAGCUUGUCCGUGUCCGACGGGACAAUGAAUCGCUUCAGGAGCAGAUUCGUUUGAAAUCCCUUGGAUCCACCGAUACCCAGUUUCUCCCCCUGCCUGUCCAGGAUUUUCCCAACGACAUCCUCCUCGAAAUCUUCGGCCAUGUCUGUGCGAUCCAGCCCGACAACGACAAUAACGGUAUGCCGAUGACGCUUCACUUAUCGCAAGUGUGUCAUAGGUGGCGGGAAAUCGCAUUGUCCAAUCGCACCUUAUGGAUGACGUUCACCUUGAGCCCCUCGAACAACCAGAAACAUGUUUCCCUUCUCCAACUUUACCUGACGCGGUCGCGCGGUGCUCGUUUAUUGUUCGACGUCAAGAAUCCUCCAGACGAGAAUCCGACCGAGGUUACCCUUCACCAGCAGUGUGCCGUUAUGCAGCGCUUAACUGCGGAGGCCCGUCGUUGGGGAGACGCAACCAUUGACACUUUCGAUGUGUUCUUCGCCCCAAAUACGGCAGUCCGUCUCGACGGACUCAAAAGUCUGUCACUUUUACACCGUCCUACCCUUGGAGGCCAGGAUAGGGAGUUCUUCAUCAGUGCCCCUCAGCUGCGCACACUUCACAUUCUGCUGUACUCCUUGGUAUCGUAUUCCACCUUCCGCCUUCCAUGGAAUCAGCUCGAAAACAUUGUGUUCGACGUCCAAUCGUCCAUCCCAGCUGUGCUUGAAGCGCUGUGCCUGUGUACAGCUCUUCGGUCGCUCACCAUUAGCCAUAGCCGGGUGCUAUACAGGCAUCAAGGGACCAAUGCCAGCAUCAGGCCUUUCUUCAUGUGCGAUCUGCCUAUAGAGUCUCUUAUCCUGGCCGGAGCCGACGCUUACCAACGCUUUCUCUUGCCUUUCGCAGACGCGUUCCAUUGCCCUAACCUUAUCUCCCUCACGCUAAAAGACACGUAUGCCUCCGAUAAUACUCCCCUCGUAACAUUCCUCACCGCGGUUCAACCGCCUAACCUUCUCAAACUCGACCUCGGAAAUAUCAGUUUCUCUGGUAAUGCAAUUUCCGAGGUCCUGUCUUCGGUUCCCCUCCUCCAGGAACUUUUAUGUUCUUUUCGUGAGCAGGUACCUCUUUCGUGCCUCGAAGUUUCCGAGGGACUCGUCCCGCAGCUAGCCGUCGUCAACUUCGCAUUCUGGCAUAGGCCAGAUAUGGAUGCUUUAGCAAGGGCAUUUGCAUCGCGUUUCGUAGGGGUCGGUCUCAAUUCGAUGACUGUUGCAUAUCCCGCUCAUCCUAGCGAUACGGAGCUGCAGCAUAUUACUUGGUUACGAGAGGAGGCUGGAGAGCAGUACAGUUUCAAAUGGAUUGAUGACCGUCCUCUGAGCACGCGCACUCUGAGGAAUCCUUACGUGCGCGCGCGACCUCCUCCAUGGUUGGGAUUUUCCUUAUUGAAGCGAGGAUGGACGGCGCAAUCUUAAAUAUUUUUAGUACUGAGGAAACUUGGAUCCAGACCUUACUGGGAUGGACUUCUUUAGAGUUACUUGAGUCUCUUUGAAUGAUAUGUUGGGAUUGCAUGUAACGGAUAUGGAUAUAUGUGCGCAAAUUACGACGGAUACGCGAG
Messenger RNA from Desarmillaria tabescens, 2079 nucleotides. RefSeq lists its product as uncharacterized. The transcript has 2 exons. Lineage: Eukaryota; Fungi; Basidiomycota; Agaricomycetes; Agaricales; Physalacriaceae. Gene Ontology annotation, molecular function: protein binding. The record is from RefSeq and is a predicted model, not a curated record. Bases 389 to 1936 code for a protein of 515 amino acids.